UGUUUGGGGUUGGGGAGGGCUGCCUCGCGCGCCUUGGCGAGCCCAGAAAUCACCUGCAGCGGCUUGGAGGCAAGGCGCAGAGCUCGUGCCUCUUCCCCUUCCAUGACGAGAAGAAGCGAGGCAAGGGGGCUUUCUCCCUGACAGAGCCACGCAGUUGCGUCGUAGCGGGAGGCGAAGGGAGCCUGGCGGAGAGAGGGGCAAGGAGGGGAACGGGAGGAGGAGAAGAAGAAGAAGAGCUUCCCUUCUCCCAACCCGGCCCAAUUUGAAGGGAGGCCGUGAUGGGGGAGCGCGCCUCGAUUCGCCCCAGCCUCUCUGGGCUGCUCAAAGCGGGCGCCAUGGAAGCCCCCAGCCUGGACCUGCUGGAGUCGCCCGGGGACUGCCCUUCGCCCCUGGAGCUCAAGUCGGCGCCCAGUAAGAAGAUGUGGGUCAAGCUGCGGGCGCUGUUGCGGUACAUGGUGAAACAACUGGAGACAGGAGAAGUGAAUAUCGAUGAGCUGAAGAAGAAUUUGGAAUAUACUGCUUCAUUGCUGGAAGCGGUAUACAUCGAUGAGACCAGGCAGAUUCUGGACACGGAAGAUGAGCUGCAGGAAAUCAAGUCAGAUGCAGUCCCCUCGGAGGUGCGGGACUGGUUGGCCUCGACUUUCACCCAGCAGACCCGUGCCAAGGGACGCCGCUCUGAGGAGAAGCCCAAGUUCCGCAGCAUUGUCCAUGCCGUCCAAGCUGGCAUCUUUGUGGAAAGGAUGUUCCGUCGGACGUACACGGCUGUGGGGCCCAAUUAUUCUCAGUCAGUCAUCAACUGCCUGAAGACUCUUGACCUCUGGUUUUUCGAUGUCUUUGCACUGAAUAAAGUGAGUGAGGACCAUGCCCUACGCACAAUAGUCUUUGAACUGCUCACCCGCCACAAUCUCAACAGCCGUUUUAAGAUCCCCACGGCGUACCUUAUGACCUUCCUGGAUGCACUGGAGGCUGGCUAUGGGAAAUACAAGAACCCUUACCACAACCAGAUACACGCUGCUGAUGUUACUCAGACUGUACACUGCUUCCUGCUCCGCACUGGCAUGGUGCACUGUCUGACAGAGAUAGAGAUCUUGGCCAUGAUCUUUGCAGCUGCAAUUCAUGACUAUGAGCACACGGGUACCACCAACAGUUUCCACAUCCAGACCAAGUCUGAUACGGCCAUUUUAUACAAUGACCGUUCAGUGCUAGAGAACCACCAUAUCAGUGCCGUCUUCCGCAUGAUGCAAGAUGAUGAGAUGAACGUCCUUGUCAACCUGAACAAGGACGAAUUUACGGAGCUCCGGUCGCUUGUGAUCGAAAUGGUUCUGGCCACUGACAUGUCCUGUCAUUUCCAACAAGUCAAGUCUAUGAAAACCUCUCUACAGCAGCUGGAAAGGAUCGACAAGUCAAAAGCUCUCUCCCUGUUGCUGCAUGCAGCGGACAUCAGCCACCCCACUAAACAAUGGACAGUUCACUCCCGAUGGACCAAAGCCCUCAUGGAAGAAUUUUUCCGGCAGGGUGACAAGGAGGCUGAGCUGGGAUUGCCUUUCUCUCCACUGUGUGAUCGUACCUCCACGUUGGUGGCCCAGUCACAGAUUGGCUUCAUUGAUUUCAUUGUGGAGCCUACUUUUCAAGUGCUGACAGACGUGGCUGAGAAGAUGGUCAUCCCCUUGGUGGAAGAAGGCUCCAAGAAUAAAACUUCCACCCAGCAGAGCAGUUCCCACUGGCGUCAACCAUCAGUAGAUGACCAUUCUGAGCUGGGAGACAUCAACAAAGACAUCAACAGCUUCCGUUCCACCUGGACAAAGUAUAUCCAAGAGAACAAGCAAAAGUGGAAGGAGAGGGCUGCCAGCGGGAUUACAAACCAGACCUCCAUUGAUGAGCUCUCACCAUGUGAGGAGGAGCCAAGGACGCCUGAAAACCAGCACAAUCAGAAUGGCAAUGUGGAAUAGUGCAGCCUGUGUGAGAGAGCAAGGUGACUGUCGCAAAUUUACUCCGAUGUCUUUGAUACCAUCGAUUCAGCACCAUCCGCACAGGGAGAGGGAGCCACACCCGGGUGCCCUGGCUCGAGGAGGGUGUGACGUGAAUGCGACCAUCAAUACUACUAGUAAUAAUAAUAAUAUUAAUAAUGAUAAAUGCAAACGAUGUCGACAUCACACACAGCACCCACUGCCUGUCCCAUCCCUGAGCUACAGAGAAUGAGAGAGACCCCCUCCCCCAUGUGUAUAUUCCCCUCCUAAGUCACUAAGUACCCAUGGACCAACGGUCUCUGUGGCCUCUGGGGAUUGCCAUACAUUUGCAUACAAGCAAUCACACACAAGUGCACACAUCUUUUUCCCCAGAAGCAUCAAACAGCUCGGGUAAGGCUUCUCACUGCCAAACAGCAAAGUGACUGCCGAGGUGAUUGCUGAACUGGUUUCUUGAAGAAAUAUGAUGGGCUAUGCCUGCAUUUUGCAUGGGGAAAGUUUAUGGAGUUCAUUAGGCCUGGUAAUUGUGUCUACAUUGGAAAGCAGUGGCUGGCAGGGAGAAUCUUGCCCUCAUGUAUCAACACGGCUCUCAGAUGCCCUUAGAAGUGAUCUAAACCAAUUGUACCCAGAAUUCAACCCCUUGCCACCCCUCCUGUAAAAUUUCCUUAGUAGACUAGUUUUCCCAAAGCCUCUCAUACGUUCAGCCUUUUGAGUGACAAUGCUUUAUCUUAAAACCAAGCAGUCUUGUCUCCAUUGUUUCAGCAUUAAACCAAACUGGCUCAGAAUUAUGGAUGCCCAAUUUUAAGCCUCCCAAGCAGUAUAGCAACCUAUGCUUUUUAAAAAAACCUCCUUUACUGAUUGCCUGGUAAUCAUGGCCCUAUUUGACAGAUGGUUUGUCAUGGGUCAGGAGUUGGAGCUCUGUUGAAUUUCCUCCUCCUCCUCUCCGUAGGCCCUUCCAUCACAUUUCAGAGAUGUGCAAUAUGGAUGCCAGAUAGACCUUGGCACAGGUGAUCAUUCUACAGGUGUUAACUUCUGGGAAAAAGCUUUCUUUAUUAUGUUUAUUUAUCCUCCACUUUUUCUCUCUCCACAAGGAGACUCAAAACGACUUUAUGGGGCAAUUCUAAUUUGUAUAUACAGUACCUAUUUCAGUACAGAGCCAUAUCAUGCAGUGUGUGGGCUUGGGCAAUCUGUAGGAAUCAUUUCUCUAUGGCUGACAUGCACAUGUACAUCUUCCUGUGUGAGGGGGGUGGAGGCCGGAAGGGCCGCUUACCUCUGGGAAGGUCAUUCCAACAGAAGUGAGAGCAAAGGGUUUUAUGGAUCAGGCAGAUUAAGAUUUAACAUGAGCUAGAAUCAUUGUUUUUUUUUCCUUUUUUUCAAAAUGCGGGCUCACUUAAGUAAUAAUGGAAAUAGCAAAGUGUAGAAUAUUCUUAGCUUAAGGUGCAGAUUGUGCCAAUAUAUCUGACAUGCAAUGGUAUGUCUAUUCAGGACAGAGGAUGGACUCUAAGUCCAGCAUUUCUUUCCCUUAAAUCCCAGCAUUUCUCUUCUGAAUAGAAUUAAGGCAUUGGCUUAACAGACUAAGACUUGUGGUCACUGCUAGGCUGCAGUUUGUGAAAAGACAACAUCAAAAAUGAUCCUAGAAUUUAUCUUAAGAGUUCUUGCAUGAGUUUGAAGAACAUCAGGUUUUAAGGAGUCAAAUUGGCUCGUUCUUAGCAAGUGGAGGUCAUUCUACUUUGAUUUUUGCUGUUCCAGAUGGCUGUUCUGUUGCAAGGCCAUCUAUGUUUACUAAUGUAACUGGAAGGAAACAUGGCAGCGAAGACUGGGCCCCAAGGAGGAGUGGUAGCUGCUGAAGAGCAGGGUAAGAAAAGUAACAAAUAUGAAAGGCAGAUUGGGGACAACUAUAUGUGGAUCCAUCCAAAUUCCUGUUCUCAACAUAGCAAUGUGGCAUGUCUCUUCUUAUGAUGAGGAUUGACUCUGAGAAACUCUGCCUCAGGCCGAGUUGCACAUUUGUAGAAAGUAUACGGUACAGUCUCAAGAGGAUCAUACAUUUUUGGCAACAGAGACACAUUCAUUAUCCAGGUCAAAAUCUAGGAUAGAAAAUCUAGGGUCCCGGCAGGAGGUAUUCUUUAAAAAUGUGCAGAGAUGCCAUAUAUGCACAUGUAAUUCCUCCAUACUGUCUGGUUCUAAUUGGGCUGACGCUAGUAUUUGGAACAUUUGAGGUAGGACACAUAUUUUACUUCUCCUGUUGAACCAAUAGGUUUUGCCUUCAGAUGACAGGGCCUGAGUAUUCUUGCACUUAAGAAUGUGGACGUGGGAUCAAAUAGGUGAGCUCUUUUGGCAUAUUUCAAUAACAUCCCCAUGCAAGGCAGCCACAGAGUAUGCAGAUUUAUGGAGGCAGUGUGAGAGAAACUGUAGUUGAGAGGCUUCUGAAAGCUGCCAGAAGUUUGGGAGGAAAAGUGGAAUGUUUUAAAGUCUGUGGCAGAACAAGAUGGUGCUCCAUUUCUUCAAAGAGAAGUGUUUGCCCUCUCCUGAAAUAUUUUAGGUCACGCAAUGAACUUCAGGCCUGAGUUUCUCCCCAUGUUGGAACCUGCUCCCCAUUCCCCUCACUUCCACUUAGAAUGAAGACAUGGCUAAGAAUAUGUUCCAUAUGUAUUCUUCAGCUCUGAUGUCUAACACUUUGAAUACUUCUUCUGACAUGGUUGAACAAGGACCAUCAAGGGGUAGAGUUAUCAUCCCUCUGCUGUGUCUCCACCUCACCCACAAGUGACCAAACAAGACAUAACUUUGCUGUUCUCAUUACCACCCACCCACACUGGGCUCCCCAUGGCAUUGUAAAUACCCCUAUUCCUGCCGUCAACACAUUUGGUCCGUGGAACUCUGUAUGUAUUUGUACCUCGGACAUAAAUUUUCUACCAUGCAGUAAGUAACUCUUUUUUUUUUGUUUUGUUCUGUUUCUUGAAUUCAAAAUUCUUAUUAUAAACAGAUCCAUAGUCCAAUGCAGACUUCCAAGUUAUACGCAUGUAAAAGAAACGUAACAAAUAAAAGGAAAAGAAUGAACAGCAACAACAAAAAUAAAUAAAAAUGAUGGGAAAAAAGAGA
Messenger RNA from Anolis sagrei ordinatus, 5060 nucleotides. RefSeq names its product phosphodiesterase 1B (gene PDE1B). NCBI's taxonomy places the organism in Eukaryota, Metazoa, Chordata, Lepidosauria, Squamata, Anolidae. Gene Ontology annotation, molecular function: calmodulin-activated 3',5'-cyclic-GMP phosphodiesterase activity. Gene Ontology annotation, cellular component: neuronal cell body. Gene Ontology annotation, biological process: signal transduction. The record is from RefSeq and is a predicted model, not a curated record.